This is a messenger RNA of Botrytis cinerea B05.10, 1701 nucleotides long. RefSeq names its product Bcfmp30 (gene Bcfmp30). Gene Ontology annotation, biological process: N-acylphosphatidylethanolamine metabolic process; N-acylethanolamine metabolic process. The transcript has 3 exons. Bases 146 to 1543 code for a protein of 465 amino acids. Gene Ontology annotation, cellular component: membrane-bounded organelle; cytoplasm. Gene Ontology annotation, molecular function: N-acylphosphatidylethanolamine-specific phospholipase D activity. The record is from RefSeq and is a predicted model, not a curated record. NCBI's taxonomy places the organism in Eukaryota, Fungi, Ascomycota, Leotiomycetes, Helotiales, Sclerotiniaceae.
GUCAGCCUGUCCAUCUACCUGGGUAUUGAGAGUAAGAUUAAUUCAGAGGGGCAGUAUUAUUUCUCUCAUUUCAUAUAAAAGCCAAUUACUUCUUCCCUUCCCUUUGUACUUCUCUUCCUCUUUCUCUUUCUCUCUAUAAAUACAAAUGCGCAUCUCUCCUCUCCAUUACCUCCUCAAGCCUCGGCAUCGUCCACGACAACUACCACGACUGCGCAAAAUAUCAUUCUUUUCUUCCUCUUCUUCCUCAGCCAAUUCCAAUCCAUCCACGCCCAAUCCCAAACACACCCUCAAAGCCAUGUCGGGCUCUGUUAUAGGCGCAACGCUCUAUGCGGCUAGCAUGAGUAGUCCGGCUGCGCUGGACAAGAUCCCGGAAAAUGCGAAGGAGAAGAGACAUCAUUUGAAGGAGGGGGAGGGGACGGGAUUUACGAACCCGUGGGAGUCGUGGAAGGAAAUGGGGGUGGUGGGGAUUGGGAUGGCUGUGGCUAGAGCCAAACUAUCAGGCGAAUUCGGCACACCAGAUACAACACCUCCAACAGUUCCCGUCAUAAAACCUACAUUUCUACCUACCCGUACUACAUCCUCCCUCCGCGCAACUUGGCUUGGACAUGCCUGUUACUAUGUCGAAUAUCCCUCUGGUCUACGUGUACUCUUCGAUCCUGUCUUUGAAGAACGUUGUUCGCCAUUCUCAUUUAUGGGUCCCAAACGCUAUACACCUAUCCCUUGCAAAUUAUCCGAGAUUCCAAUUGUUGAUUUUGUGGUUAUAAGUCAUAGUCAUUAUGAUCAUUUAAGUCAUCCUACAGUUAUGGAAAUCCAUAAAAGUCAUCCAAAUGCUCAAUUUAUUGUAGGGCUAGGAUUGAAGAAGUGGUUUAAGGAAUGUGGAAUUGAGAAUUGUGUAGAGAUGGAUUGGUGGGAAGAUAUUGAUGUUACUUUAUCUCCUAUUACAGGAGAGAAACGUAUUUCUACCUCCUCUCAGACAUCUUCCAAGAACUCCCCACCACCUUCAUCCUCUUCUUCGUCUCCUACAUCCAUAUCUCCUAUAACAGCCCGCAUAAGUUGUCUUCCUUCGCAACAUACAUCUGCACGUACUGCCUUUGAUAAAGGGCAUACACUGUGGUGUUCAUUUGCUGUUACAUCUGACUCAAAAUCCGUUUGGUUUGGUGGAGAUACUGGUUAUCGAGCAGUUCCCAAAGUUCCUAAAGGGACUGAUGAUUAUGGACCUGAAUAUCAACAUUUACCUGUUUGUCCUGCCUUUAAAGAGAUUGGAGAAUUGAGAGGACCAUUUGAUUUGGGACUUAUUCCUAUUGGUGCUUAUGAACCCCGUCACAUUUUCUCACCCAUGCACGCUAACCCUUUCGAUUCGGUCAAUAUAUUUCUGGAUACCAAGUGUAAACGUGCCAUGGGGAUUCAUUGGGGAACAUGGGUUUUAACACCUGAAGCGGUUAUGGAACCGCCUCAAUUAUUGAAAAAGGCUUUGGGUUGGAAAAAUUUGCCUGAGGUGGGUGUGUUUGAUGUUUGCGAUAUUGGGGAGAGUAGAGAAUUUUAGGGGGCGUUUGUAUUUGGGGGGAGAUGGGGAGAGUAUGUAGAGGGGAGAUGGAGGAGGGGAGAUGAUGAUAAAGAUGAUGAUGUCAUUUGUAAAUAUUUAAAUCGGUUGUAGACAAUUGGUUUGAUACGCGAUUUUAUCAAUACAUUUGAAGAUAAACA